AUGCAGACGAUGUCACAACCGCAAGCUCAGUCUGGCGUGGCGCGCAUGCUGCAAAAAGGCAUCCUCACCGACAUCACCGUCAACGCCGUGGGCGGCAGCAUCAGGGCCCACCGUGCUGUCCUGGCAGCGCGGUCGCCCGUGUUCCUGAGCAUGUUUUCGCAUGCUCUCCGGGAGAAGGAGCUCUCCACGGUGGACAUCUCGGACAUGUCAAUCGCCGCGUGCCGGGCCUUCGUCAGGUACAUCUACGGUGCCUCUGUGUCGGAGGAGGAGCUGCUCGCCCACCGGAGCGAGCUCGUCGCCGCUGGCGACAAGUACUGCAUCGCGAACCUGAAGGAGACGUGCGAGAAGAGCCUGGGAAAGGACGUGGGCACGGAGAACGUGCUCCAGAUCAGGCUGCAGAUGGCGCACACCUACAGCCUAGCGGCGCUCAAACGGAGCUGUGUGAGGCUGCUCGUGGAUUUCGGGAAGAUGUACGAGAUUCCGGAAGAUUUUCUAGAGUUCACCGAGAAUUCGGACCCGGAGCUCGUAGAUGAAAUCAAGCGAUUUGCAUUUUCUCGGGGAAGAAAGUUCCCGGCCAUACUACGAGAGUCUGCAGCUGCGAAGGCUUCGGCUAAAAAGGCUCGGCUCCCUAGUGUUCGGAAGUCUACACCUAGACAGGCUUCGGGCUCUCCAGCCAAACAAGCCGAAAAGGCCACACCUAGCCAGGUUUCGGCGAGCAUUCCGGCUAAACGGCCUAGGAGGUCCAGUGUUCGGAAGUCCACAUCUGGGCAGGAUUCCGACGCAUUUCCGGAUAAACGGGCUAGACGGGCCAACGUCCGGCUUACUGGUGACGAGUGGGCACUGCCUGGUUCUCGAGGUACACGAUAA
Molecule: messenger RNA, 867 nt
Organism: Lolium rigidum
Lineage: Eukaryota; Viridiplantae; Streptophyta; Magnoliopsida; Poales; Poaceae
Product: BTB/POZ domain-containing protein At1g55760-like
Exons: 1
Coding region: 1-867 (288 amino acids)
Molecular function (GO): protein binding
Source: RefSeq, a predicted model, not a curated record